CAUGAAGAUUCAAUCGUACGGAAGACUUCUAGAUCUUGUCGUUCUCCUUCUUGCAAGUUCUAUUGCUGCUCAUGUGUUUGACAUCUUUAUUAGGCUUGGAUAUUUUAAACAGGUUCUUGGUCAUUCUCCUGGACCGUGCMGUCCCAUAAAUGUUAAUGGAUCUGAAGACGUUCAAAUACUGUCCAAUGGUCUAGCCUUGUUUUCGUCUGGAUUAAGGUACACGGUGCAGCUUACUACCGACCCAAGCAUCCACCAUCGAAUAGGAAACAUCUACAUCCUCGACCUUAACGAACCAGAYCCAUCACCCAACAUCGUACCUCUCAAAAUGUUCAACCGAACAGACUUCAAUCCACAUGGRAUAUCGAUCUACGAAGACCCCGUCACURGUCACGUGACUUUCUUUGUUGUCAAUCAUAAAAGAGAUAAACAGGCUGUGGAAGUAUUUGACUUUGAUAAAAAACGACGCUGUUUGUAUCACAGAAAGAGUGUCAUGGAUGACAAGAUAUAUAGUCCUAAUGAUAUUUUGGCMAUAGGUCCAGAAAGCUUCUAUAUCACCAACGAUCACUACUUCCAUUUCAACCGACCAUUUCUAAGAAUGCUAGAGUCUGCGUUAUUAAAUCUCUUUCUACGAUCAGAUGUUGUAUUAUUUGAUGGUACAAGAGCACGUGUCGUGGCAAAAGGAUUGAUUGGUCCUAAUGGUAUUAAUAUGGACACUACAGGAAGAUUUAUUCUUGUAUCGGCUGGCUUUAGCAACGCUAUUCAUGUCUACAAGARACACGAAGAUGACUCGUUAUCGCUCGCACAGAAAAUCAAUAUUGGAACACAUGCCGAUAAUAUCAAUAUAGAUCAUGACAGCGGUGCAUUCUGGGUAGCUGGAGUACCCAAAGGACUUGACUUUGUAAAAUACACCAAGAACCUCCAGCACCCAGCACCCUCCCAAGUACUCACCCUUCGACUUAACAGCGAAAGACAAGGAAAUACCCCUUUUCCAGACUAUGAACUUAGAGAGGUCUACUUGAACGACGGCAGAGAACACAGAGGCUCGACAUCGGCAGCGCAUUUUAAAGGAAAGCUUCUUAUUGGUGGAAUAUUUGAUAAAAUGCUUAUGUGCGAAGUACGAGCAUAUUGAUUGGUUGGAAUACAUAAUGAGAUCUAUAUAAGGAAGCGACCAUGUAUCACAAUGGUUCUGUGGAAAGUACAAGGUUCCUGAUUGGUUGGAAUACACAAUGAGGUCCAAAUAAGGACCCGAGACAUCUUAUUGGAGGAUGUUUCACAUAUAACUCAUGUACCCAAUAUGAGGCUACUAAUUGGCUAAAAUAUACAGUGAAUUCCAAAGAAGGAAGCCAAAAUAAGGCUUCUAAUUAUUAUUUAUAUGUAUACAUGUCACGUGUCUCGAAUUUCUACUUAAAGACAGGUUAUACAAAGGUCUAUAAACUCCGUUCCUAUSGAUACACUAACUAGGUCAUAAUACAAUUAUCUGGAGAAAUAUUUCGACAUUGGGCGCAUGUGCGAAGUUCUAGGUCGAUCACUGAUUGAUAUACAAAUAUGGUCCAUAUUGCUUCCCAACACUCUGCGUUAUUUAUCAAAAUCUUUUGAAUGAGUAAUCAGAAUGCUCGUCGCAAAACACAAUUACGUCACCAACCAACUUGCCAAUCACACUGAAGUGGCCACCAUAUCACCAUACCACCAUAUCACUGAAGUGGCCUCAUUUAUAGGCGAAUCAAUUGAUAAUCCUUAUCAUACUAUGGUACUUAUCUUAUAAUAAUAAAUGUAUUAUUAUGCAAACAAAAAUUCUCAAGUAACGCACUAAAAUUUCGAGUGAUACCGAAGACACCAGUGUCAAACUGCCCUGUUUCAUUAUGACGUCACAGUAUGUUUGCAUCGAGGAAAGAUACUCCAAAACAGUGGAAAUUUGGACCCAUUUAUAUUCUCUCCGUAUGUAGAWCUUCAAUUUGUCUAGUUUUUAUAAAUGUCAUUCAUCAAAGAUURCUCAUGUAAAGUUUAUUUKAACUGCAUUUGAUCAUACCGUCUGGCGKGCAUAAUCCUUAGCGUKAAAACAAUAUAGUGACGACAUAAUGAAAUAGGGCAAAUUAACUAUGGAUCAAGGCAUGAGAAAUAUUCUAGUAUGAAGUGAUAAUUCCGUUAUAAGCUGUCUUAUUUAUUGUAUAUACCAUGAUCACWGUUCAUAUGAACAUCAAGCUGUUGUUAUUCUUUACCUUACAACUUCCCUGUAAUAUAUAUAACUUAAAAAAGAUAGACACUCAACUAUACAGUAUAUUUCAUGUUACAAGYAUUAAAAAACAACGACUACGAUUUCUAUCAAGUUUCUUUUACAUUGAACAUACAAAUAUGGAAAAAAUCGCGCACUUUAAAGGUUGUAAAUUUGAUGUAAAUCUACAACAUUUUGAACACUUACAUCAUAUUUACAAUUUGAUGUAAAUUUACAUCAU
Molecule: messenger RNA, 2450 nt
Organism: Exaiptasia diaphana
Lineage: Eukaryota; Metazoa; Cnidaria; Anthozoa; Actiniaria; Aiptasiidae
Product: serum paraoxonase/arylesterase 1
Exons: 7
Coding region: 2-1129 (375 amino acids)
Molecular function (GO): arylesterase activity
Source: RefSeq, a predicted model, not a curated record